Acanthosepion pharaonis is the source of this 783-nucleotide messenger RNA. The record is from the annotation of a GenBank genome assembly. NCBI's taxonomy places the organism in Eukaryota, Metazoa, Mollusca, Cephalopoda, Sepiida, Sepiidae.
AUGGUUGUCUCAGAGUUUGUCUUCAUCUCUACCCAUUUUCUUUCAAUUUCUUUAUCUCUUCUCUUCCCCUUUCUUUUUCUUCUCUUUCCUUUUCUUCCUCUCUCUUCCAUUUUCUUAUUCCCUCUCGAUUAUAUUCUUUAUCCAUCUAUCUCUCUUCUUUUUCCUUUUCUAAUAUCUCUCUCUCUCUCUUCUCCAUCCCUUUCUCUCUCUAUAUUUUCUUACCUUUCUCUCACUAUCUCUUAUAUUUCCUUCUUUUCUCUAUAUCUCUUCCCCUUUCUUUUUUCUCCCUCUAUCUCUUCUACUUCUCUUUUUCUCCUUGUCUCUUCUUUUUCCCUCUCUGUCUCUUCUCUUUCCUUAUUUCUCUCCCUCUUCUCUUUCAGUUUCUCUGUCUCUGUCUGUCUGUCUGUCUGUCUGUCUGUCUCUCUCUACAAGUCGAAUGAAGCAUAUCUAUCUAUCUAUCUAUCUAUCUAUCUAUCUAUCUAUCUAUCUAUCUAUCUAUCUAUCUAUCUAUCUAUCUAUCUAUCUAUCUAUCUAUCUAUCUAUCUAUCUAUCUAUCUAUCUCCUUCUGGUUUUAUCUAUCUAUAUCCUGGUUUUAUCUAUCUAUAUCCUGGUGUUAUCUAUCUAUCUAUCUAUCUAUCUAUCUAUCUGCUAAGUUUAGUUAAGUCUUGUACAAGGAUAUGUUUGCAGAGAAACCAUAAAUAUCGAACACAUCUCGCAGGCUUUUGCGAGAUUAGCUUGCUAGACACAGCUAUACCCCAAGACGCCACCGUGAUUAUUUAUUAA